CGAUUUGGAUCAUUCCUAGCAGAAUCCCAAAUUCCCUUGCCAUUCGGUUCAGCCAUUCCCAUUUUGGCUUCAGAACUUCGAUGCACGGAGGCGCCGCAGCGGCACGCCGGCAGCUAGUAGUGGCACUCCCAGUCCUAGUUCCCUUCGGCUUCCACCUUCCCUUUCCAGUUCCUUCCCACCUCGCAUUGCGCGUGUAGUUGGCGAUUUGGCGGCCCUCCCAGUUCCCAGGUUUUGGUGUAGCUGUGUUGGUCAGAUGUUGGUAUUGGUAAAAUGUUCCCCGUACCUGUGUUCCCCGGUGGCACUCCCCCUUCCCAAUUCGGCGACGGCAACUGCUGCUACUCGACGAGUUUGCACUUGAGCAGCAGAUCCACCGAUGGAAUUUAGUCUCUCGAAUUCAGACCGGCCCAUGUUUUGAACUUGCGCCAGCCCACAUAAGAAGACCCACAAUCGGCCCAGAUGGGAUCCAACAUCCUAUGGGCCAUCUGGACUUCCCCGCCAAAGCCCAUAUCCCUCUUACAGUAACACUACUACGUUGGCGCACAGAGCGAGAGAGAGAGAGAGAAAGAGAGAGAGAGAGAGAGCGAGCAGGGAGAUGGAGUCGGGAGUUCUGGUGAUAAUUUUCUUCUUCAAUCUACUCGUCCCCUUUUCCUCUGGCAAACCUUCUGAAGUUUGCAUUUCUCCGGGUGGUCGCUUUCCCCCAUUCUCAUCGGAAGGGAAACCUCCAAAAAGAGUCAGCAAGGGAUCCAAAGAUUUGACCCUUUGCAGGGUCUUUCGCAGAAAGACAUGCUGUGAUGUAUCCCAAACACAUCCUGCUUUGCUAACCAUUAGGAGGCUGGCUUCAACAGGGGAAGCCAGCCAAGAAUGCUUGCAAUUGUGGGAGUUAUUGGAAUGUUCUAUCUGUGAUCCACAUGUUGGUGUUCAGCCUGGACCUCCUCUCGUUUGUGCCUCCUUUUGUGAUAGAGUCUUCCAUGCUUGUUCAAAUGCGUACUUCUCUAUGGAUGCAAAGAUGCAGGUCCUAGCACCAUGCGGAGUGAGUGACUUUGUUUGUGGCAGAGCUUCUGAAUGGAUCUCUAAUGGCACAGAGCUAUGCCGCGCUGCUGGUUUUGCUGUGAAACCGUCUGUUGAUAUAUAUGGUGGCACAGAAGAAACAUCUUGCUAUGGUGGGAAAGCCAGUCUAGAUUCUAUUGCUGAUUCAUGGAAGAUUUUGCAAUCAGAGGCACCCUCAAAAACUGGUGUUCAAGGGGUGUUAAAAUAUUUCCAGCAAAGGGUGAGGGAAAUGCCAUUUAUUGAAAGAGUUUCUUGGGCGGUUGGAGGGAUGGUUCUUACAGCUGGACUAGUGUUUAUAAGCAACAGGAAAAGCUACAGCCAACGCCAGAAGCUAGCUGCUAUUCAGCGAACUGCUCGGAAACUGGAAACUAGGAUGAGCCAUAAGUCUUCUGUUGAUCAAGGAAAUAGGAGAAGACGUGGGAGAUGAAUGUAACUUUUUGUAUGUGAAUAAUAAUAUAAUCUGUUGUGAUAAUUUAUAUGUUUGUCAAGAUUUUGCUAUUCAAAUGUGAAUUCAUGCCCCCUUACCCCUUCAUCUUUUUCCCUUUUUAUUAAUGGAGGACUGUCUUUUCCAGA
Messenger RNA from Malania oleifera, 1620 nucleotides. RefSeq names its product folate-binding protein 1. The record is from RefSeq and is a predicted model, not a curated record. NCBI's taxonomy places the organism in Eukaryota, Viridiplantae, Streptophyta, Magnoliopsida, Santalales, Ximeniaceae. The transcript is spliced from 5 exons. Bases 593 to 1474 code for a protein of 293 amino acids.